Leptosomus discolor (cuckoo roller) is the source of this 1398-nucleotide messenger RNA. Lineage: Eukaryota; Metazoa; Chordata; Aves; Leptosomiformes; Leptosomidae. The record is from RefSeq and is a predicted model, not a curated record.
GUCUAAUGGGUUUUAUCACUGUAGUUUAUCAAGUGACCCAUCCGUAGCUUCAGUUGGUGCAGGUCCUUUCCCUCAUUUCCCGCCUGUCUCCCGCGCGUGGACUCGGGCUCCCUCAGCCCUCCUUCCAGACUACGUUCAUUAUUACACCAUUGGGCCAGGCAUGUUACCAUCAUCUAAGAUCCCUAGCUGGAAGGACUGGGCCAAACCAGGCCCAUACGACCAACCAAUGGUGAACACAUUGCAACGUCGCAAAGAAAAGCGCGAACCAGACCUCAAUGGAGGAGCUCAGAGCGGGCCACCCGUGCCCCCUGAGGAGGCCCAGAGACCUCGGAGCAUGACGGUGUCGGCUGCCACAAGGGGUGAGGAGAUGGAGGCCUGCGAGGAGCUGGCGCUCGCUCUGACGAGAGGGCUGCAGCUGGACACCCAGAGGAGCAGUCGGGAUUCCUUGCAGUGCUCCAGUGGCUACAGCACCCAGACAACAACUCCGUGCUGUUCAGAGGACACCAUCCCGUCUCAAGGUCUGCCAACCACGCUUGGACCGGUCAUAGUCACCCCCGGCGUCGCCACCAUCAGACGGACCCCUUCCACCAAGCCUUCGGUCAGACGCGGCACCAUCGGGGGAGGUCCGAUUCCGAUCAAGACGCCGGUGAUUCCUGUCAAAACACCGACUGUCCCCGAUGUCCCAGGGGGGCUGCCCGGCGCCCUCGCUGGGACAGAAGAAUGUCCCGAGCAGAGUCCCGAGUCUCCGGCAGCGGGAGAUGGUGGGCAAGGGGUCGCCAGCAUGCCCUCAUCCUCGUGGAGCGGACAGGCGUCUGUCAACCCUCCGCCGUCGAGCCAGAAACUGGGUGCUGCCGAGGAGCAGAGGCAAGCGGUGCCCGAGAGCGAGGGGGAGGAAAGCGAGCGGGAUGGCGUCGGCCCCCUCGCGCCCGCGGGCCAGCCGGAGCUUGACCCCGGGGAGCUGAGUCCCGGGGACGUCCCGCAAGGUGAGGAUAUGCUGAACGCCAUUCGGCGCGGGGUCAAACUGAAGAAGACGACCACAAAUGAUCGCUCAGCACCUCGUAUCUCCUAGGAGUGGAGAAGCUGCCAGAGUACUAGCUGCCGAGAAGGAACUGUGAGGAAAUUAAUUUGUCUCUAUCCAUUCCAAUCUGUAAUCAAUUAAUUUUUUAAGAUACUCGGUAACAGACAGUCUAAAAGUACUCUGAAAGAGAAAACAAGGUGAAAGAGCGUAGUAAGACAUAAUCUUCACUGGUGUUUUAAUUUGUAAAUAUCAAUGAUUUUGUUUCUGCAUUUUUUUGAUCUCAGUUACACUUUUCAUUUUUUCUGAAGGUGCCAAAACCCAUUUACCUUUUUUAUAACUCUCUUUGUAAAGUUUUAAAUCAUAGGAGAAAAAAAAAAAAA